Molecule: messenger RNA, 2208 nt
Organism: Darwinula stevensoni
Lineage: Eukaryota; Metazoa; Arthropoda; Ostracoda; Podocopida; Darwinulidae
Source: the annotation of a GenBank genome assembly
AUGGGUAAGUCAAGCAAAGGUUCAAUACCGUACCACUCGCCUCCCACCCAAGUCAUCCCUGGCCUUCCCGAGGACCCAGCCGCAAGGAUGAAACCUCGUAGAUCCUGGGCAGAGAAACUUAAGAUCAUCCUUGUGUUCAUACUCUUGUCACGGGACGUCGCCUCCGUCGAUUUGAUCCCCUAUUUCCGCGUGCAUCCUGGGCAAAGAUACGCGAAUGUGACGUCAGAAUCUCAGGAGCCCAGUCUCGGAUCUUGCACCGUAAAUUGUGUGCUGCAGGAACCGAGUGCCUGCCCCGCCUUCAACUAUCGGGAGACAGAUGGUUCGUGCCAAUUGAUUCUCAACGGGAAGAGCAAGCUGGUUGAAGCCAAUGGAUACCUGUCCUACGUCCAGAAGUAUCCGAUGAUCGAGAACGCGAAGGUGUCCUUCGAGGGAUGGAGCGGAGAAUAUCCAGCAGAAGCAGGAGUGAUCGUCAUUUUCCGUUGUGAACAUCCGAAAGGGUUCUCGGAUGGAGCUCGUCUCCACACGGCUGAAUGCGCUCCCUGUAUGCCAGAUUCGUGGCGUAUCACCUUCCGGAAGAGUGCCGUGCAAUGUGAGGAAGUGCAUUUGUAUCCAGAAUGUCGUUUGACAGAAAAGGGCAAGGAAUACGUAGGAGGAAUCAGCGUGACGGAAUCGGGCAGGAAGUGCCUCUUCUGGAGAGACUAUCCCUACGGAAGACCGGAUGACUUCUCGGACAUCCCAUUAAUGAUACGUGACGACCCAAACUUCAUUGAAAGCUUAUUUUAUGACACUGAAUCGCUUUCUGAACCUCCCGGAAUGCCGACAAACGACGCAUUAUAUGAGGGCCACUUCCUUAAUCGAGACUCCUUGUCUCACCGCAACUACUGCCGGAAUCCAUCCGGGAGGGAGAGACCCUGGUGCUUCGUUUCCGAUUCUGAAAUCCAGUGGGAAUACUGCAACGUCCCUUUAUGCACUGACCCAGAAGAUCGCGUGGGGACAAUUGAAUCUGGUUUAAGGCGGUUGGAGACCUCUUCGGAUUGGCCCGACCCGACCCAACCCGCAGUUCUGCAACGAGAGCAGGCCUAUCGGGCAUGGAGUUUAAAAGAGAAAGUAGCCCGUGUAGGUCUCGACGUAGCGAGCACCACUGCAUUGGGUGUCUCUGGAGCCCGUCAAACAAUCAAUCUCUCCCCUGUCGUGACAGUGCCAGAUCAGCCAGAUCAAGACCAACACAAGAGCAUCUUGUUGGAUCGUGGAUUUUCCAAUGCUGAGCCUUCUCGUGGAACCCCCUCGUUAGAAGGCAUUGUGGAGAGGGAAUCAGUCGCACCGGAGUGCAAAGUGACUCGAUGGGGAGGGGAAUACAUGGGCACGAGGAACGUGACAAUCCAUGGAAUGCCCUGCCUGCCUUGGAGAAACCAAGAAGAUAUUGCAAAUCUCCUUCUGGCUUUCCCUGAUCCCGAUCGCGUUGACGAAGAUCACAACUUCUGCAGAAACCCAAAUACGGAAAAGGGGGGUUUCAUAUAUAACCUUAAUCCAAACCUUGGUCCUUGGUGCUACAUGGAUUUUGGGGAAAGAGAUCCGGUUGGGAUCACGUGGGCUUUCUGCGACAUCCCGUUCUGCGACCUAUCAACAAUGGAGUUAACAGUGGUAGCGGAAAUACCUGAAGGCAGGACGGGAAUAUAUCCAGAAUGCCGACUGUCAGAAAAGGGGAGGGAAUAUGUAGGGAGCCAGAACGAGACAGAAACUGGCACGGCUUGUCUACCAUGGCAUCCUCAACCUUACAAAACCCCUUGGGAUUUUUACCCCAGAGGGUUUCGGUACGAACUACAUUUCAUGGAACCUUUCAGGCGGCCGGAACUCAACAUCCGCCACAACCACUGCCGAAAUCCAGGUGUAGACAGGGAGCGACCAUGGUGCUUCGUCUCCGACAAUGACACACAGUGGGAGUACUGCGACAUCCCCUUCUGCCAAGACCUCAUUUUCAACAUCCGCCACAACCACUGCCGAAAUCCAGGUGUAGACAGGGAGCGACCAUGGUGCUUCGUCUCCGACAAUGACACACAGUGGGAGUACUGCGACAUCCCCUUCUGCCAAGACCUCAAAUAUCAAAUUGAAAGAUUCAAGAGGAAGGACGACAGCAUUCGGCUGCCGUAUCCUUCUGAAGCCUCGAAGGUCGGAAACGGAGAAGGAAGGUCCCGCAACUGCUCUACUUAG